UUGACAGAAUCGGGUCGUUUUUGUAAACAACCGUGCAAAAAAAGAGAAGGUGCUCGACGGGGAACCAAGUUCCGCUGCUUCGACCGAACCCGGAAUCCAGAACCUAGAACCCAGAGCCGGACCGUCGCGUGUCACCGGCCCGGUAGACGCCGCCUCGAUGCAUCGCGGAGGAGCGGGCACGCAGCGGGGAUCAUGGACGUGUACGACUUGUUCAGUAGUUGCAGAAAGGGCGACGUUUGUAGAGUCAGAUACCUUGUUGAGCAAAGAGACGUGGAACUCAACGUCAGAGACAAGUGGGACAGCUCUCCUUUGUACUAUGCUUGUCUCUGUGGUCACGAGGAGCUGGUCCAGUACCUGCUGGCUAACGGCGCCAAGUGCGAAGCCAACACGUUCGACGGCGAGCGCUGCAUGUACGGCUCUCUGAACGAGUCCGUCCGCCGCCUGCUCAAAGACUACAAGUGCAUCAGCGUGCGCGCCAUGCAGCGGGACGACUUCAACUACUUCCUGCACACGUUGCUGGAGCAGGGCCCGCACAGCGACGUCAAGUUCCUGGUUCACGGGCGAAUGUUCACGGCCCACCGCUGCGUGCUCAGCGCCCGCUCCGAGUACUUCACCGACAUGUUUGAGACCAAGUGGAAAGGGAAGACCCUGAUCACCCUCAAGCACCCUCUGGUCAACCCUUCGGCCUUCGGAGCCAUCCUGCAAUAUUCCUACACAGGGAGGAUGGACAUUGACAUCAGCCUCGUGGAGGACUGCAGGCGACUGGCUAAACAGUGCAAGAUGGAGCUGCUCAUAGACGAGCUGGAGAACAAAUGCAAACAGCUCUAUGAGUUCGUGUCCCACAAGCCGGGGAUCUGUGUGAAGGUCCUCAGCCUGGAUCCUCACAGCUGCCAGCUGCAGGAGGAGAUGGCCCAGUUGGCGGACUGCGCCCUUCCCAUCGAAUUACAAGUCGGAUUCGGUGAGCUUCCUUUCAACCGAGUCGACCGCUUCCCAACGUAUCCCGACAUCUGCUUCAGAGUCGACGGCUUCAACUUCCUGUGCCACAAGGCGUUUUUCUGCGGGCGGAGCGACUAUUUUAAAGCGCUGCUGGAGGACCACUUCAGCGAGGGGGAACAGCUGCAGACGCAGCCCGGCACGCCGGUGAUCACCCUCCACAACAUCUCCCACGAAAUAUUCAUGCACGUCAUGUACUACAUCUACACCGAUGACACACAGCUGAUAACAGAGGUGUCCUUCGACGUGCUGUGCGUGGCCGACAUGUAUCUGCUGCCCGGCCUGAAGCGCCUUUGCGGGAAGACGCUCGCCAAGACCAUAUGCGAGGACAACGUCCUCUACAUGUGGAAGACGGCCAAGCUCUUCCGCCUGUCCCGGCUGGAGGACCAGUGCACGGAGUUCAUGGCUAAGAUCAUCGAGCGGCUGGUGGAGCGGGCCGAGUUCGCCGAGAUCAUCAAAGAGGACGCGGCGUCCGUGGAGGAGCGGCAAGAGACGGACUCCGUCCCGCUGGUGGACGAGAUCCGGUACCACAUCACCGGCAACGUGCAGACCUAUAGCGCCAUAGAGGAGGCCAAUCAGAAGCUGGAGGCCUUGGAGGAGUUGCUCAGCAGCAUCAACAUUUACUGCUGAAGGGGCUCGAUGAGAGAGGAAACCUCCUGUCAUUGGGCUUUUAUUUUAUUCAGUAUAUACUUUCAUAGAAAGCUUUUUACGGUGGAGUCGGCGACCCAAACGAACCCGUCAAUUUGAAUUUAGCCUCCCGCUCACUCCCGGUGUCUCUCUCCCUUUGUGUUCAUCCUUUACCCGUCUUCGUUCAAGUCCUCUUCCCUGUGCACCAGCAUGCGCGCCCCCUAGUGGCCAAAUGUGUGUAUGAACAACGGCCUUUGACCCCGAGAGUCCUGGACUAGAAUCGCCGACUGCACAUGUGAGUUAUUUUAUUAAGGAGACAUAUCAAAAAGAGAUUUGGUAAAAAGUACCAAGUUCUGCAAGACGGCGUUUGAGGAAAUUGUGUAUGAUGUAUUUACACAUGCAUGUUUGUUUUAGGCAUUAUGUGUAGCUGCCAGAAUUUUCGACUAGCUGGUUAUUUUGCUCUUUAAAUCUGCACUUUGGCCUCAACAAAGCUCAGCACCAGCCCUCCAAACUGACUCCAGAUGUCGUUUCAAUGCUCGCAGAAAGCCAAACGAGUCGCACAACGAGUGCUGUGCGACUGAUAACUAUGGGUAGAAAAAGACAAUGGAGUAUAAAUUCAGGUCAUUACUCCAGAAAAUGUUGUUGGUGUGAAACUUUAUGUUAAGUUGCAUAGAAUGUGGUUUUAUUAUGUCUGUAACCCAACUUUUAUUUGGAAUUGAUCGGACGUGGCGGCUGAAUGUCAACACACAAUCCGCUCCUGUGUGACACUUUAGUAAUUAUUCCUACGCUAUUUUCCCCUUUUAACAUUUCCCUUUAUUUAAACCUUACGUGGAAAAACGUAUUCCCGGCGGCCUUGUGUGUGACAAACCUCUCUUGCCCAGUGUGCGCACACCAAAAUAAAGCUGUGACUGAAAUGUUUGCCUGUAAAAUCCACCAUCCAAGAUAAUGUAAACAUAUCGGAUCUUGGUUUUGAAAAUUAAACGCCUUUCAGAAUUCUGAAACAUCUCAACAACUAA
Pungitius pungitius (ninespine stickleback) is the source of this 2636-nucleotide messenger RNA. It is a transcript of the gene abtb1, whose product is annotated as ankyrin repeat and BTB (POZ) domain containing 1. The coding region runs from base 193 to 1623 and encodes 476 amino acids. The record is from RefSeq and is a predicted model, not a curated record. The transcript is spliced from 12 exons. Gene Ontology annotation, molecular function: protein binding. NCBI's taxonomy places the organism in Eukaryota, Metazoa, Chordata, Actinopteri, Perciformes, Gasterosteidae. Gene Ontology annotation, cellular component: ubiquitin ligase complex; cytoplasm.